CAUCCCGCUGCAGGUCAGUACGGGCUUUUCGCAUGCACGCGGAUACCCCCCAGGACGGCUCUGGCGCCGUACCUAGGCGUCGUGCAUACCGAAGACGAGAGCCGCGAGGAGAGCGAGUACGACUUGCAGCUGGAGCGUAUCCCACUGGGCAUCGACGCAACGCACGCAGGGAGCAUCGCACGCUUCGUCAACGACUACCGCGGCAUCCUCGUCCGGCCGAAUGUCUUCUUCCAAGACUGGGCCGCGCCCGUCGCAGCAGAGCAUCGCGAAGCGUUCCAGCGCGCGUGUCCAGGCGAAGAGGCCAUCGUGCGCGGCAUCGGACUGUUCACUGGCGCGCAUUGGAUCGAGAGAGAUCAGGAGCUGUGCGUGAGUUACGGCAAGGGAUUCUGGCAUGCUAGG
This is a messenger RNA of Tilletiaria anomala UBC 951, 399 nucleotides long. RefSeq lists its product as uncharacterized. The transcript is spliced from 2 exons. NCBI's taxonomy places the organism in Eukaryota, Fungi, Basidiomycota, Exobasidiomycetes, Georgefischeriales, Tilletiariaceae. Gene Ontology annotation, molecular function: protein binding. The record is from RefSeq and is a predicted model, not a curated record. The annotation marks the transcript as partial.